UUAUUAGAAAAUGAAUCCAAGUACCUGGUGUGGGAAGAGAACAUACAACAUUCUGAUCUUCCAGUAUGAAAGAUGAUGGAAAACUUGACGUCCAGCUUAGAGGUCUUUCUUAAAUUGACUGACUAGGACAGUGAAGAGGACUGCACCUUUUAAAUCAGGAUUCAGUAUGGCAUCAUCUGUUGGAGAAAGCCAGCUUCAAAGGAUUAUCCGAGAUUUGCAAGAUGCUGUGACAGAGUUAAGCAAAGAAUACAGGGAAAAUGGUGAACCGGUGACCGAUGACAGUACCAGCUUGCAUAAGCUUUGUUUCAAACUGGAAUACCUUUUACAGUUUGACAAGAAAGAGAGAUCAACCUUUCUUGGAAACAGAAAAGACUACUGGGAUUAUUUUUGUGACUGCCUGGCCAAAGUAAAAGGAGCUAAUGAUGGAAUCCGCUUUGUCAAAUCUAUUCCUGAGCUGAAAACAUCUCUUGGGAAGGGAAGAGCAUUCAUCCGAUAUUCCCUAGUGCACCAGCGACUUGCUGACACCCUACAACAGUGUUUGAUGAACAAGAGUAUAACAAGUGAAUGGUACUCUGCCAGGAGCCCCUUUCUCAGCGUGCAUAUGAGCUCUGAACUUGUUAACAGCCUGUAUGAGUUGAAUGAUGUUCAGUUUGACAUAGCUUCCAGGGGACAUGAUUUAGAUGCAGCAUGGCCUACAUUUGCAAGACGGACUUUGGCUUCUACAAACUCACCAGCACACUUGUGGAGACCUCCAAGUCGCAGCUCAAGCAUAAGCAGCUUGGUGAACACUUACUUACAGGCUCAUGACUUUACAUCCAGUCCAGAUGCAAAUAGUUCCCUUCUUACUGAGCAGUUGGAGACUGUGGAUGAAUUACGCAUAGAACUUGACCAGUCAGAAUUGAAGCAGAGGGAUAUGCAGGAGCGUAUUCAACAGCUUGAGAAAGAAAACGAGAGACUGCAAAAAGCAACUGAAUUGCUACAGACAGAAGUGGAAAAGGGGGACAGUGAAAAUGUUAGUGAAGAAAACUUUAAAACAACAAUGCAAGAAAUACCACAAAUGUGUGGAAAUGUAUUAUAUAAUCAGAACACUAUUCAGGAUUUACAAGAAUGUCUGAAAACUUUAGAACUAACUGCAGCUAGAAAACAACAGGAGUACCACACCAUGAUUGAAGAACUGAAAGAAAAUAACAAAGACAGUGCAUUAAAACUGCAAACUUUGGCUCACGAGCUGGAAGCACUGAAAGCUGCAGAGAAGCUAAAAGAUGUCCGGAUUGAAGAAUUGCAAGAGAAACUGCAUAGUGCAGAACAGAGAAAUGUGGAGCUGUCAGAGAAAAUGAAUGUGGUGCUGAAUGAAAAGGGGCAGCAAACAGCUGACCACUAUGAAUCUGCAGUGAAGAUACAUGAACUGCUGGACAAACUGAAUCAGGCAGAAAAGGAGAAGAUUGAAAUGCAGAAAAAUAUUAUUGAAUUGGAAUCUCAGGUUAAAACCGUAAAUAAUGAACUUGAACACAAAAGGAUAACAGUAGCAGAACUGGAGUCAGAAUGCAAUGCCCUGGCUUUGCGCUCUGGUGAAGAAAAUCAAAAAUUUUCCAAGAAAAUUGAGGAUCUAGAAUGUCUGAUGAAUAAACUUACGGGGUCACUAAGUGUGAAAGAAAAGGAAGCAGCAAAUUUACAGAUGCAGCUGCAGGAUUCAGUCAGGUAUGCUGAAAUGCUAGAAAAAGAAUGGGAAGAGAAGGUUGAGUAUGAAAGAAGAGAAAAAGAUGAACUACAAAAACAAUAUGAUAAUAGGGAAGAAACACUACAAGAACAGAUAACAUCUCUUUCAGAAAAAAUAAAAUAUCAGGAGAAUGACAUGUUAAUGGUUGCUAAAAGUAUAUGCCUUCUAGAAGAGCAAAAUAGUACACUUAUUUCCGAAAAAGAAAGUAUGAUUAAAAUGAAUAAAGAGCUGGAGGAAGAUGUAAGAAUACAGGGACUAACAUUAGAAAAAGACAGUGAGGAGUUAAGCUUGCAAAUUACACCAAGGGAACAUAAAUCACUAGAAGAUGAACUGUCUAAGCUUCAGACUGAAAAUGCUGAGCUAAAGCAAAGGGGGAUUAAUGUGAACAGUGAACUGGUGUUGCUGCAGACAGAAUAUCAGAAUACAAAACAGGAGAUUUUACAGCUGAAGAAGGAUUUGCUUUUACAGAAGGAACAUGAAGAAAGUCUUAGUGUCAAGAUAGCAGAGCAGCAAAAUAUUGUAUUAGACAAAGAGAACUUAUGUAAGCAACAUUUACAAGACCUGCAAAAUGAUGAAGACCAAGUAAAGUUCUCAGAAAAAGAACAACUAAGUCUAGAAAAGAAGUGCUUACAACAGGCAGAAGCCAAAGACACCCCCAUUGUGGAGAAGGCUUCAGUCGAGAGAAUAGAGCUGGAACAGAAAGCUUUCCAGGAGAAAGAUGUAGCAGAGCUUAAUACAAGACUUGAAUUUAUGGAACAACAAUUGAACACUCAUGUUAAUGAGUUAUCCAGGUUACAGGAUGAACUUUUAAAGCUCAGGAGCAAACUACAGCAAGCUUUAGAUGAAAAAGAAAAAAUGUGUGCAACUUUAGAGGUUACAGAAAAGUCACUAGAAGAACAUAAAGCAUUACUUCAGCAGCUAGAAGAGCAAGUUGAAUCACUAAACAGAGACCAUGUACAGGGAAUUCUGCAGAGUAAAGAAAGGGAGAAGGAGAUUCAGAAAGAAAAACAAGAAGGGGAUCUGAAGUUUGCAGAAAUGGAAAACGGUCUACUUGCUUUACAGGAAGAGCUGUCAUCAGUGAAGCAGAAUCUGGAUAAAUCUGAGUUAGAAAAUGUUGAAUUGAAAGAUCUCCUUCACAGGGCAAAUAUUCAAACAGCAGAAUUAGGCAUACAGAUUUGUAGUCUCUCCUCUGAAAAAGACGAUGCUGAACAAAAAGUUGCAAAUGUUUCUCAUCAACUUGAACAAUUAAAAGAACAGAUAACAGCGGAGAGAGAGAAGUUCACACAGGAUGCUUCUAACAUGAGAGUGGAGAAAGAAAGUCUUCAGCAGGCCACAAAGCAGUAUGAUGAGUUAAUAGCAGCCAAUCAAGACUUAAAGAAGAAGCUGGGCAAAGCAGAAAAAUAUGUAAAAAGCAUCCAGGAGACCUCCAAAGAGGAGCUGUCUGCUGUUAAGUUUCAGAUGAGCACCGAUGUUAUGAAUUACCAAACACAGUUAAAGAAUACAAAUGAAGAACUGGGGAAUGUGAAGAGUCAGCUGCAAGCACAGAAUGGUCAAGUGGCUGCUUUGCAGCAGCAAGUUGCAGAGUUACAAACUGGAAAUGCUGCUCUAAGAAAACAGCUUGAUGAUAAAAAUGAGCAAGUUGCAAGCUGUCAUCUAACUAUACAUAAAAAGGAUGAGGAAGUGACUCAACUGACAGAAAAUCUUGAAAGAAUCCAAGAAGAGUUGGUGAAAGCACGUAAUUUGGUUAAAGAAGUUCAUACCAAGCUCGAUAAGGAAACUGCUGAUAAAGACAGGGAGAAGAUGAAGCUGCUGGCUGAUUUAGAUGACCUAAACAGAACAAAAUCAACCCUUGAGGAACGAUUAAUUGAACUUAUUAGAGAUAAAGAUGCCCUUUGGCAGAAGUCCGAUGCCUUGGAAUUUGAACAAAAGAUGCGUGCAGAGGAACGCUGGCUUGGUGAUAGAGAAGUUAAUCGAUGCCUGGAUUGUAAGAGCACAUUUACCUGGUUCCUGCGUCGACAUCACUGCAGGCUGUGUGGACGCAUUUUUUGCUAUUAUUGUAGCAGUCAUUUUGUGAUGACAAAACAUAGUGGUAAAAAAGAGCGGUGCUGCCGAACUUGUCUCCAUGAGCACAGUGCUGUAGUGCAGCGAUUAAGUGAGUCUGAAUCCAGUUCAACAAAUAGUCCUGAUCAUUCUCCCUCAUUAGAGACCCAGAGAUCACUGCAGGACAGCAGAGUCACAGUAACUGAAGAAGUACACAGACCACCACUACUAUCUGAAGUAGCUAAACCAGAUGAUGCUACUUUUGACAUCAUCACUGAUGAGGAAGUCUGUGAAGUGAAGGAUAGUGAUUCUUCAUCACAUAGCAGAGAUGAACCUCAGGACAACCAGGAUGAACUUCAAGACCUGCUUGGCACAGAGCAGACAACAGCUUCCAGUCUUGUAUAUGAAAACACAGAGGAGAUCCCUGUUCUGCAGGAUGCUGAAAUAUGUUUACUUAAAUCUGGAGAAGUAUCAACAAGACUGUCUAUGUCCAUUGAAGAGAUUUCUGAGUUUGGAGAUAGCAGAAAGGAACUGUUCAUUAAAUCUAACAGCUACAGUGUUAUUUCAUUAAUGGUCAUAGAAACUGGACUGACUAUAAACUGGGUGUUCUCAUCUGAACCAAAAAGUGUGUCAUUUUGUGUAGUUUACCAAGAAUCUGCUGAGAGCCCUUUGGAACAGAGCGUAGUUUUGAUACCUUUAACUCGCUGCAAUUCCCACAAGGAGACUAUUCAAGGACAACUGAAGGCCAGAAAAUCUGGCAUUUAUUUGUUGAUAUUUGAUAAUAGCUUUUCCAGGUUCGUCUCAAAGAUGGUAUCAUAUCACUUAGCAGUUGAACGUCCUGUGGUCUAUGAUGGAAGUGAUUUCCUUUAAUUCCCAAAGUUCUAUAUUCUAAACCCAAGAAUGAACAUUUUUAGUGUAUGUCUUCAUGGAAAAGAAAUAGUGCAAUAUGAAUAACAUACUAUGCAUAAAAAAAAACCUCUUUAUAGCCUAAUACAGAAAUACACAUGCAGCAGUAUGAAAUUAUGUGCAUAUUCGCAGCUGGCAACCAAAUUUUAAAAGCAAUUAAUGCAGCAAAGUGAGCUAUAACACUAAAAAAUUAGUGUAUGAGUUAUUUCUUAAUCAUACACAUCUUUUUAAUUAUUUUUUUUGCAUGAGUGAGGAUGCAUAAUGGUGUUUAAUAUUAAUACUGCCCAAUGUACGUUCCACUUGUAAACUCCUUGUGAGGAAAGGGCACUGCUGGGUAAAGGGAAAUGGAUUUGCAGUACUAAGACUAUUUUACCUAACUAUGCACUUGACUUUUAUGGAAGAUAAAUGCCUGGAGCUGUUGUUUCUUAAAAAUGGCAAUUUACUUUUCUUCCCAAUAAUGUUGCUGUCUAAAUGUUAUGUGGCUGUGGCAGUACAAAUCACUUGGUUGUCAGAUGUGUAGCUGGAUUCUGAAAACUACUUUACAUGCAGAAUUUGGGCACUCCCUGUAGUAAUUUAUGGAUUUUUGCCCAGAAUUUUGUACUACAAAAGUGUGCAGUUCACAUCUGACAUUGCACAUGUAUUUAAAAGAGUGCAUCUUUAUGUUUAGCAAAGACACUGAUUUUCCAUUUUCCAGAAAAAUACUGUAAAGUACAAAAACAUGAACUGUCAAAAGAACUGGAAAAUGGAUAUUUCAUGAAAUGUGGCAUUUUAAACCACAGCACUAAUUCACCAUAAACUGGAUUUCUUCAGCAGUGUACAGUUCAAAGAACUGCACUCUUGGAAAUGUUAUUCCAUUUUGUACUAACUGCAGAGCAGUCUUGCUGCUUAUUAUGUACCUUUUUUCUUACAGAGUAAGACAAGAUUAUGUCCUGUUUGUCUCACAUCCCUGCAUAUUAUUGUUGACCUUACAGACCAGCACCUGUAUUGCCUUUGGUUUGCAGCUGUGAGUUGUAAGUGCUGUAUCUGAAUAUUUCUUUGUUGAUUUGCUUUGCCAUUGAAUGGGGAAUGAUUUUAUGUUUUUUAAUGUUUAAUGAGUCUACACACUAAAGUAGCUUACAGUGUCAGCAUAGUCCAUGCCAUUUGCGUGUUACAUUUCUCUGGCAUGGAAUAUUCUUAAGGAAUAUCCCAAAAGUU
Messenger RNA from Protopterus annectens (West African lungfish), 5857 nucleotides. It is a transcript of the gene FYCO1, whose product is annotated as FYVE and coiled-coil domain autophagy adaptor 1. Gene Ontology annotation, cellular component: lysosome; autophagosome; late endosome. The coding region runs from base 167 to 4627 and encodes 1486 amino acids. Gene Ontology annotation, molecular function: metal ion binding. The transcript is spliced from 18 exons. Lineage: Eukaryota; Metazoa; Chordata; Ceratodontiformes; Protopteridae. Gene Ontology annotation, biological process: plus-end-directed vesicle transport along microtubule; positive regulation of autophagosome maturation. The record is from RefSeq and is a predicted model, not a curated record.